Molecule: messenger RNA, 1950 nt
Organism: Manihot esculenta (cassava)
Lineage: Eukaryota; Viridiplantae; Streptophyta; Magnoliopsida; Malpighiales; Euphorbiaceae
Product: succinate-semialdehyde dehydrogenase, mitochondrial
Exons: 21
Coding region: 32-1627 (531 amino acids)
Biological process (GO): GABA catabolic process
Molecular function (GO): succinate-semialdehyde dehydrogenase (NAD+) activity
Source: RefSeq, a predicted model, not a curated record
ACUGCACUGAAACUGAGAUCCGCAGAUAGAGAUGAAGGUAGAGAGAGUAGCACGCAUGGCAGCCAUUUGUCGAAACAAGCACUUCUGCGCUUCACGUUUGCCUUCCAUGCACAUCUCCGGUCCUCUUCUCUCUCGCCAAAUAAGCAUGAAGACCGAUAAUCUUGUUGCUCAUCUAAGGACUGCUGGUCUGUUAAAGACCCAGGGUCUUAUUGGAGGGAAAUGGACUGAUGCAUAUGAUGGGAAGACAAUUCAGGUUCGCAAUCCAGCAACUGGUGAAGUUAUAGCAGAUGUCCCAUGCAUGGGUGGGAAGGAGACAAAUGAUGCAAUUUCUUCUGCUCAUGAUGCAUUUCAGUCUUGGAGCAAAGUCACUGCCACUGAGAGGAGCAAAUGCUUAAGGACAUGGUAUGACUUGUUAAUUUCACACAAAGAAGAACUUGGACAACUAAUAACCUUAGAGCAAGGAAAACCCCUAAAAGAAGCCAUUGGUGAGGUCACCUAUGGAGCUAGUUUUAUUGAGUUCUUUGCGGAGGAGGCAAGACGAAUAUAUGGUGACAUAAUCCCAGCAACUCUUGGUGAUCGUCGGUUGUUGGUUCUAAAGCAGCCUGUUGGGGUUGUUGGAGCAAUUACACCGUGGAACUUUCCCUUGGCUAUGAUCACUCGUAAGGUUGGUCCUGCCCUUGCUUCUGGUUGUACAGUGGUUAUAAAGCCCUCUGAAAUGACUCCGCUGACAGCCUUAGCAGCAGUAGAGCUUGCCCGUCAAGCUGGAAUACCACCGGGUGUUCUGAAUGUGGUUAUGGGAAAUGCUCCCGAUAUUGGAGAUGCUUUACUUGGAAGUUCACAGGUAAGAAAGAUAACAUUCACGGGCUCUACGGCUGUGGGAAAGAAGUUGAUGGCAGGUUCUGCUGGAACUGUUAAAAGGGUGUCUUUGGAACUUGGGGGCAAUGCACCCUGCAUAAUUUUUGAUGACGCAGACCUGGAUGUGGCAGUGAAAGGAUCACUUGGAGCGAAGUUCCGUAAUAGUGGACAAACGUGUGUCUGUGCUAAUCGAAUAAUUGUACAAGAAGGUAUCUAUGACAAAUUUGCUGAGGCUUUUUCAAAAGCUGUUCAAAAUUUGCAAGUGGGGAAUGGAUUUAGUGAAGGGGUGGUACAGGGUCCACUAAUUAAUGAAGCUGCAGUGCAAAAGGUUGAAAAAUUUGUUCAAGAUGCUAUCUCAAAGGGAGCAAAAGUUCUUCUCGGGGGCAAAAGACAUAGCCUUGGAAUGACUUUUUAUGAGCCUACAGUUAUCAGUGAUGUCAACAAUGAGAUGAUUUUAUCCAGAGAGGAAAUAUUUGGACCUGUGGCUCCACUUUUGCGGUUCAAAACAGAGGAGGAUGCUAUCCGCAUUGCUAAUGACACUAAUGCAGGAUUAGCAGCAUAUAUUUUCACCAACAAUAUUCAACGUUCAUGGCGUGUCACUGAAGCACUUGAGUAUGGACUUGUUGGUGUCAAUGAAGGACUUAUUUCAACAGAGGUGGCUCCAUUUGGAGGAGUAAAACAGUCUGGUCUAGGACGGGAAGGCUCCAAGUAUGGGAUGGAUGACUUUCUAGAGCUCAAAUACGUAUGCUUGGGAGAUAUGAACAGAAAGUGAGAUGCAAGGGAGUUUCCGGCGUGAAGUUUUGGCAGGAGAGUCACUUUCCGAGGCAUAGAAGAUGAGCUGCAGAUCUUUGUAGCUUGUGUUGUGUACAUAAAUAAGUGCAAAGCAUAUUUGAAGGACAAAUGUUUCGUGCUACUUCUGUUUUAUAUGAUGCUUUGUUUCAGUCCUUCCUGCUUAUUCAGCCGAAUGCUUAUCGUUAGCUGUCUUUCAUUUUCAAGUGGAAAUGGGUAAUUUAAGCUGUGUACUUGACUUUUUAAGGUGUGUUGCUCAGGAUCACUUUUUUAUCUUAUCCCUAAUAAAAAUAUCAUUGAUAGUCA